Messenger RNA from Hyaloperonospora brassicae, 2283 nucleotides. The record is from the annotation of a GenBank genome assembly. NCBI's taxonomy places the organism in Eukaryota, Oomycota, Peronosporomycetes, Peronosporales, Peronosporaceae.
AUGACGGUCCGACGCGGCAUUUUUUCGCGACUGGGGCAGACCGUGGGUCUCGUGCUCGCCGCGAGGGCCUUCGUCUCGGCCGACACUGCGCCUUCGCUCUACGAUUACAAGUACGAUGGCACGACCACGUACUGCUACUGGAUCGACCAGGGCAUGCAAGUGUCCAACUUUGACUUCGCCUACGUGCUGGACGAGGGAGUCGGCUCUGCCUGUCCGCUCACGGUCUCGCUUCAGCAGGCCACGACUGGCACCAUCGUCUCGGGCAGCGAAGUCGAGUACACGUUCACCGCCACUUUGAAUCUGAAUGACAAUGUGUUUAACCUCACGGAGCUACAGACGACGGUUCCUGACCCGACCACGGGUCUCCCCAUGCAGAUCGGUCACGCUAACAUCCACACGUGCUCGCGUUCGACAGUGUGUGAUAUCUUCCGGCCCGGCAGCAACCGCAAAAUUGUCGACCAAGAGACAUCUAACUUUACUAGCGCUGGCACAUCGAGUUUCCGUCAGAGGAUUAUGUACGGUAGCCCAGGAGAGCGGAAUGUCUUUGCGCACAUCAUCCUGCCACCGAAGGAUUAUCUGAAGAAGAGUUACCACUUUAUCACGUUCUUGACGACGAAUGUGGAGGCUAGUACAACCAGUGCAGCUGCUGAUAGCAGUUUGGGGAUGUCGACUGGCGCAACGGUGGCCAUGAUUCUCGGUGGAGUGGCUGUCGUGGUUGCUGUGAUUCUCUUGGUCGUGUUCAACCGCCGCAAACGCCGACCUGGACGGGACAAUGACCACUUUCGAAACAGCGGCUUUGACUUGCCAGCGUCUAAUUGUGCAAACAAGUCCAAGUCCCAUCUUGACUGGAGUGCCGAGCCCGACACAGGGCUUAGUUCUGGCGUCAAGGACAACUUCUCGGCGCAAAACUCUCGAGGUCCGGCACUGAAUGCCAGCGCCCUCGUCUUCAAUGACAGACUCAGCCGUCAGAACAAGACCGUGUCAUCAUCAGGUUCUCUCCACUCAAGCCGGGGUCCUGGUGACUCUGGCAUCAUGUACAACAACUACGACACUCCGAUGCAGGGGUCUGGCAACAAGUUUGGCGCUUCUGGGCGCUCGGGCAGGGACCAGUUCAAUCAAUCGCAGUCGAUGUAUCCCGACGACUCAAUGUAUGAAGGUGAGUCUCGCAUUGUCGAAGAAGACUCUGACCUUGAGUAUGGGCGCACUCCGGACCUCGAGACCUUUGGCAUCCAGGCUGGUGAUGAUGGUCCAUCUUUUGAAAGUGAGACGUCUAUGGGUACUUCUUUCGACUUCAACACGGAUAACGCGAAUUACGCUCAGCCUACAUACAACCCGCUUAUCGGGGGCUAUGGACGUGAGUCCGACCUGUCGAGCAUGGGCGAAACUGCGGAAUACAACAAGUUCGACCAGCCACCACGUGGCGACAAAAUGGACGCCAUGCUCACGUCUGCACUCGAUGGCGACGGUAGGCGAUCUAGCGGAGAUCGCAGCAGCUCGGUCUCGUCGAUCGGUACCGUGGACUUUACACAAGACGAACCUUCUGUUCGUGCUCAGAAGCCAGUGAAGUUUGAACCGCUGGAUGAGACGUUGACAAUGUCUGCUAUCGCGAAGGCAAAGAUGGCGAAACCCGAUCGUCCGGCCUCCGACGGCUUUGCCAAUUCCAACUCCAGCGACGGCGCUGAGUUUGUUGUUCAUGACAGCAGCACCGCCAACUUUGGAGCUUCGAGCGCCAGCACCGAUUUUGCCAGCACUACUAGCUCGGACGACAUUGACGGCAAGAUGAGGUUUGGCAGUACCGUCAACAGUGUGGCUAAGUAUGGUGGAAGCUUUGCCAGCACUGCAGACAUCGUUGGGGCUUCUGAUUUCGGAGCCAGCGGCGUCACUGACAUUGUCGCCAAGUCUGACUUCAGUGGUAGCCGGACGGGCGACUUCACGCAGCCAAGCAGCUUUGGUGACUAUGACGAAGGAAGCAGCCUCAGUAGUGACUUGGAGGGAUCUAGCUAUAACUCUGGUCUCAGUGGUUCCAGCUACGGCGCCGAUGAACCUGGCAGCAGCUAUGGCGCUGGAAUAGGUCAUGGACUAGACGUGACUGGGUCGGCAUUCGAAGCGACUAAGUCGGACAAUGGUCUUGGCGACACGCAGUCAACGUACGAUUUCCACGACAAGUCCUACUGUGCGGCCGACUCGUUUGCCACGACAGCAUCGGACGAUGAACCGGCAAAUGCUGAUGGUCUCCGUCCGAGGCGUGUGUCUUCGGCUGACGGCGAGAGCUACGAGUUCUAG